GAGAGCUGGCCAAUGAUGUCAACAUGGACAAGAUCGCUGAGCAGAUGGAGGGGUACUCUGGUGCUGACAUCACCAACGUUUGCAGAGAUGCAUCUCUAAUGGCAAUGAGAAGGCGGAUUGAGGGAUUGACCCCUGAGAGAUACGAAACUUGUCAAAAAGAUGAGAUGCACAUGCCCACUACAAUGGAGGACUUUGAGACGGCACUGACCAAAGUGUCCAAGUCUGUAUCUGCUGCUGACCUAGAAAAAUAUGAAAAUGGAUAG
Molecule: messenger RNA, 263 nt
Organism: Carassius auratus (goldfish)
Lineage: Eukaryota; Metazoa; Chordata; Actinopteri; Cypriniformes; Cyprinidae
Product: katanin p60 ATPase-containing subunit A1-like
Exons: 2
Coding region: 24-263 (79 amino acids)
Biological process (GO): microtubule severing
Cellular component (GO): microtubule cytoskeleton
Molecular function (GO): ATP hydrolysis activity
Source: RefSeq, a predicted model, not a curated record